Molecule: messenger RNA, 489 nt
Organism: Papaver somniferum (opium poppy)
Lineage: Eukaryota; Viridiplantae; Streptophyta; Magnoliopsida; Ranunculales; Papaveraceae
Product: pollen-specific protein C13-like
Exons: 2
Coding region: 1-489 (162 amino acids)
Source: RefSeq, a predicted model, not a curated record
AUGACAUCUUCAAGAGUUUUGAUUUUGUUGGCACUUUGUGUCCUUCCUGCUCUACUUGUUGAGGCUGUUCCACUCAAGGAACCUUACCAAGUCACCGGUCGUGUAUACUGUGACACAUGCCAUCUCGGUUGCGAACACAAGCUUGUCACUUACAUCGCAGGUGCUAAAGUGAAAAUUGAAUGCAAAGAUGAUAAAAAUUUCCGCAUCAACUACAAGCGAGAGGGAGUUACAGACAAAGACGGGAGAUUUACCAUUGAAGUAAGAGAAGACCAUCAAGAGGAUUUCUGUUUUGCAGUCCUCGUGAGCAGUCCUCAGACUAACUGUAAGAAAAUCGUUCCAGGACUUGACAAAGUGACUGCCAUCGUUACCAACAACAACGGGUUACAAGAAACAUCACCUAAACGUAACGUUAACAGCUUAGGGUUCAAAAAGGAUAGCAAAGUCGCUGGCUGUGCCGGUCUUGUUCUGCAGUACAACUCUGAUGUCUAG